Messenger RNA from Capsicum annuum, 510 nucleotides. RefSeq lists its product as uncharacterized. The transcript has a single exon. The record is from RefSeq and is a predicted model, not a curated record. Bases 145 to 339 code for a protein of 64 amino acids. NCBI's taxonomy places the organism in Eukaryota, Viridiplantae, Streptophyta, Magnoliopsida, Solanales, Solanaceae.
CAUUGGCACACAUCGUUAAUUAAAAAGAAACAAUAACAACAACCCAACUUCUAUGUCUUUAUUCCAUUUCCAAAGCUUCUACUUUGUCUUCCUUUUGUGAUUCUUCUCCUUUUUUCUUCUAAUUUCCUGUAUAGAUUAUUUACAAUGUUCUCAUUUUUUGGGAGAUUUAUAGCCAAACGCUUAGAAAACUAUCAUGCCAGAUAUAUCGUAACUAGUGCGGUUGAACCUGUGUAUCAUGUUUGUUUUGGUGGCUUAGCUUUCUCAUACUUGGUCGCGCUCCCUGAAGAACUUCGUCAUCUUGAACAUAAAAAACAUCAAGAGAGCCAUGGAAAGCACUAAGUUGUAGAUUUCAUAUGUAUGGAUCUAUUGAAGUGAUCCUAAUUGCUGCAAAAUAUGUUCUAGUCAAGUGUGUUUUGAACUUGUGUUUCCUGUAUUACAAGAUAUUUUUUAUAUUUGAUUGUAUGUUACAUAUAUAUGUUGAAGAUAUAAGUUUUUGCCUUUUUAACUUUA